AUGAACAAGUGGUUCUAUAUCAUCCUCACAUAUAUCGUUGUGUUGCUCUUAGUGUUUGAAAAAGCACCUCAUGCGCCAGUUUUUUCAUCGAGGAUUCCAAUGGAACAGAAUAGAACCUCUGUGGAGAAUGGACCAUUAACUUCAACGACUCCUGCUUUUUCUUCUUCUUCUUCUGAUUCUUACCUGAUGGAUAGGACUGAUCGAUUCGAAUGGUACAAACAACAGAUGUACAGGGAUAUGAAAAUAAACGAGUCGAAAAUUGCAACCAACAUUAGCACUUUGUAUGCUUACGAAUUCGAGCACGAAAUAGCAGUGACAACAACGUCAAGAGAUAGAAUGGGAUAUCGACUCUACUGUCGAUAUGUUGAUGAAAACGAUAUGGAAAUAGGAGAACCAUUUGAAAGUUUUACGUAUCCAGAGUAUAUUGUUGCCUGCAAAAAGAAAUUAGGAACCAGAAAGAUUGGAUUGAAUCCGAGGUAUGAACUGUCAAUGUGCGUGGCAACAAUUCAUGGCUCUGAACCGAAAUGGUUAUUGUUUAUUGAAAUGAUUGAACACUACAAACUUCAGGGUGUGCAACAUUUCUACCUUCAUAUUCAUAACACAUCAACUUAUGAUUUGAAAGUAAUAAACGACUACAUUCGGACGGGAGAACUCGAAGUUCAUUAUCUGAUUGAAAGAGAUUAUCGAAUAGAUAAACAUUGGCAUAUGGUCAAUGUAGCGGACUGUUUGAUCUGGUCGAGACUGGAAUCUAAAUGGACGAUAUUCGGAGAUUUGGAUGAACGCAUUUUAAUGACCAAUUACACGGAAAGUAUAUUGGAUUACGUCAGAGAAGUCAAGGAUGAAUCAAUCGGAAGUUUGCAAUUCAGGCAACAGUGGAUUCUGAAAACUGAGUUGAUGCCGGAGAAAUAUCAAGGAGAUAAGCAGAUAAUCGAAUGGAUGCCAACUCAUCGAUGGCAUAACUCAACUGGAAUCGGUUCUCCAGGACACGCUGUCAAAUGCAUUAUUGAUUCAUCAAAAGUGUUCAAUAUGUUCAUUCAUAAUGUCAUUCAAUUCUUUCCAAAACAGAACGGAAGUUACGGAGAAGUAGGUAUAAAACCAGAAGAAGGACUCAUCCGACAUUAUCGUGAUCAAUCACUGGGAAAUUGGGGAGUAAAAUGGCUGAAAGAAACUUUCAAAUACGGUCCAUUGAGAAAUACGGAUUAUCCAGAGAAUUUGAUUGGAAAACUGACAGAAAAUGUGAAGAAAAGAGCUAAAUAUGUGUAUGAUAAUAAAUAUGAUGAUUGA
This is a messenger RNA of Caenorhabditis remanei, 1284 nucleotides long. RefSeq lists its product as uncharacterized. The transcript has 8 exons. The coding region runs from base 1 to 1284 and encodes 427 amino acids. Lineage: Eukaryota; Metazoa; Nematoda; Chromadorea; Rhabditida; Rhabditidae. The record is from RefSeq and is a predicted model, not a curated record.